This is a messenger RNA of Echinostoma caproni, 270 nucleotides long. NCBI's taxonomy places the organism in Eukaryota, Metazoa, Platyhelminthes, Trematoda, Plagiorchiida, Echinostomatidae. The record is from the annotation of a GenBank genome assembly.
AUGUUAAUCGCGUCAGCCCCUCCCACACCCCUCGUAAUCCGUCUCAAACGAUACUUCAUGAUGGGGCCACAGAUACCUCCCAGUCCCUCUGAUCGGGUUCACAACACAGUGGCGGCAUUUCUCCCCAAACACAGUUACUCUUUUCCAUCCGAUCAAUUUUCUGACAUGGAAUUGCCCAUGUUCCUCCUCAAUUCGGAUUUCUCCGGGAUUGCCAACUUCUCGGGGUUCGAUGACAUUUUCCAUCCUGAUGACAUGCCUCACAAGGAUUGA